AUCACCAUUUUUAUUCCGUGCGAAGGUCGUUCGAACAGAUUCAGCGCCUGCCCUCCCUUUGGAGUCACCAAAAAACCUGCCGACAGAGCAAACAAUGACGUUGCCUUCGUGCUUCCAACGCGACUUCGUCGAUGUGAGCAAGCUGCCUAAGCCAUUGCCUGGGUCUCCUACUCCUGUCACUAAAUCGUGUACCGACAUCGUCCAGCUCGUCAAGGAGAAGAAGAUCAAGGAGGCGAAGAACUUAGUGCGGACCCAGCACUGGCCCAUCGACGACCCAAACAGAGGCGAGCUGUGGCUGAAGCUGUGCCAGGAGCACACUAAGGAAAGUGUGCCGGGCGACUUCUACCACAGCACGGUCAGGGAGUCCCUCGGUGGGCUGUGGCCGGUGAACAAGCCCGCGUUCGUGGACCCCAUCUUCGACGAGGAGUACCUCCUCAGCUCUGAGGGGCAAAGACGCGCUGAGAGGGUCCUUUUCGUCACGUCCGUCAGCCACCCCUUCGUCACCUACUGCCCGGUCCUGCAUCCGGUCGCGUCCUUGCUGCUCCACUAUUUGCCCGAGGAGCAGACGUACGAGUGCGUCUGCGCCCUCGUGGACAGCACCGCGGUACGGCACCUGAGCCAGACGCGACUGACGCACGACAUUUCUGCCCACGCGCUAAUGCGGCUGACCAAGCACCUGGAGAAGAAGACGUACUCGCGGCUUCUCCGCAAGGUUCGCCGGGAGGACGAGAUGGAGAAGAUCUUCGCCACGUGGCAGCUGUGGAUCUUUCGCGGCCUGCCGUUCUAUCAUCUGGUGCGUGUGAUGGACUGCUUCCUAUUGGAAGGCGCCCGCGCUCUGUACCGCAUCGCCAUGGCCAUCCUCAUCCUUUACGUUAAGGAACAUUACAAGGAGCACCCCAGCAAGUCGUUCAUAUCGCGAGUAUUUAAAGCCAAGAAGACGAAAAGCACAGGUGUUUCGGCGGGAAGCUUUUCACGAGAGGGCGCUCAAGACGCGGAAAGCUUUCUGGAUGGGGUCAUUGCGUUCUGCAAGGACAUGCCCUACAAUGUGGACAAGUUCCUGAAGACCGCCUACAACAUCCAGGGAAUCAGCGCGAAGCUGCUCAGCCAGCAGCUGCUCAAGUCCGAGGCGUACGUCCGUAGCCGAUCGAGCGGGCGCGCGAGGCAGACCUCCGAGAUUGGCGGCGGCGGGGGAAGUCACCUCCAGGUUGCUUCGUCCCGUCUCUCGGUCAAGAACGAGAAGUACUGCGCUUCGCGCGCCGUCUCCGUCGGCCUCAUCGGCCUGGCUAACUUUCGCUCCGAGGUCCUCACUGGCGAACAGAUGGCCGUGGUGUGGAGCUGGCUGCCGGCGCGGAUCACCAUGCUCCGGCCGGAGGUGGUGUACUCGACCAACGUGCACGGCAGCAGCCUGGCCAGCCUGUUCGCGCACGCGGACGCGCGCGAGCCCACGGUGCUGGCGGUGCUGACGACGCGCGGCGAGCGCUUCGGCGCCUACUGCUCGGCCCGCUGGUCGGAGCGCCGGCGGCGGGCCUACUUCGGCACCGGCGAGACGUUCCUCUUCACGUUCGCGCCGGAGCCGAGGCGCUUCGCGUGGGUCGGCGCCGACUCGUCGCGGGACGUCCCGCACUCGUCCAAGCUGUUCCUCUCCGCCAACCAGCACGCGAUCCAGAUUGGCGGCGGGAACGGCGUGGGACUGUACAUCGACGGUUCGCUGGAGAACGGUCGCACGGAGCACUGCGACACCUUCGACAACAGCCCGCUGGCCGAGAGCAACGAUUUCGUCGUGCAGAUCGCGGAAGUGGUCGCCUUUGUGUGAUCUUCGCACGAAGCGAGGCGUCUAUAAUCACCUUUUUUUUUGUCCUAACGCUCGAUCCUGCGUGUCAAACUCACACGUCUUUUCGGUUCCGUACCGUCUCUGGUAGACGCCGCCACUGCGACCUUGUGGACUAUUUAAACCCUAGACUAACGGGCACAGUUUGCAAUGAAGACACUGCGACGCGCGGCCGUGAAGAGCUAGCUUUGACAAAAUUCACCCGCAGCAACACCCGCGCCCUCACCACGUUUUGUCAAGCGAAUUCCGGAUGUGAUCGCAGCUUUAGCAACGAAAACAACUGCUUAUACGACACUCAACCGCUUGCACAAGAGAAUUCAGUAUACGAUUCUUUACGGACGCACUAUUCUUACCGACAAUAAACAGACAAAAGAAAGUCGUAAGCCGACAAGCAAGCUGACCUCUUUAAAGAAAGUGGUGUCGCCAGCCUGUCACAUCAAUAUGUAAACACCUCUUGCGUUGCUGAGCGUGAUCUUUCUAUAGGAACCCAUCGGAUACGUGUACUUCUGUAACACCUAUAUUAAACGUUCUGCGCGUUAUCACUGCAUGAUUGGACACACUGACCGGUAAGGAGCUUUCCAUUGCAUGUCUUCGUUCUUUUCCAUUGCACU
Dermacentor albipictus is the source of this 2439-nucleotide messenger RNA. RefSeq names its product GTPase-activating protein skywalker-like. Gene Ontology annotation, biological process: response to oxidative stress. Gene Ontology annotation, cellular component: nucleus. NCBI's taxonomy places the organism in Eukaryota, Metazoa, Arthropoda, Arachnida, Ixodida, Ixodidae. The record is from RefSeq and is a predicted model, not a curated record.